UACAGGAAGUCAUCCCAUGAUCAUGAUCCUAGUGUCCAUCUGGAUGCGGACUUCCAGCCAGACACACAAGAGCCACCUGAAUGGGCCAAAGAGCUUAUGAACGGAAUGAUAAAAGUGCAACAGCGUCUUGAAACCCUCAGCCCUCAGUCAUUGCAUGCGCCCAUGCCACCUCACAGCCAACAGUCAUAUGCCGAGUCUGCUGUUUCUCGAGAGCAAUAGAAAACAUGGAUCAGUACGGCCAAACCCCGCGCACUCAAACUGUGAAUAUCAACACGCAGCCCACUGGCACGAUUCCAGAAUCGGUGUACCAAAA
Suillus fuscotomentosus is the source of this 313-nucleotide messenger RNA. RefSeq lists its product as uncharacterized. The transcript is spliced from 3 exons. The annotation marks the transcript as partial. The record is from RefSeq and is a predicted model, not a curated record. NCBI's taxonomy places the organism in Eukaryota, Fungi, Basidiomycota, Agaricomycetes, Boletales, Suillaceae.